AUGGCAUCAACGCGGAGCAUAUUGUUCCUCACAAACAACGAAUUAGGCCAAUGCAAUGUUGCCUUUGCGGUUGCCGAGGAAUUUUUGCGCCGCGGCGAGUUCACCGUGCAUAUUGGCUCGUACAGCCCUUUGGCAGGGCUCGUGGAGGAUUUGAACAAACGCGUCGAUUGCGGUCGAUCUGUGGAAUUUCACGAAAUUCUCGGACCAUCUAUGACGGAUCUAGCAGUUCGCAGCAAUGUUGGUCUCCUCUUUCACCGACCGGGAGUGAAAGGAGCCACACAAGGUUUCCAAAAGGUCGCUACCGCCAUUCGCAACUGGAGGCCAUCGGAGUAUCACAUCGCCUACCAGAGUUGUUUAGCGAUGAUCGACAAAGUACGUCCCGAUAUCGUCGUGGUAGACCCAAUCCUUCACGUUGGCUUGGACGCGUGUCGAACGGCCAAAGCUCGAGUGGUCGUGCUUUGGCCUGUUCCGCUGAAGGAUGUGGUUAUCACUAUUCAGCCCAAGGCUGGCAUCUUCUGGAAGUAUCCUGUCACAGGAUCAGGGUAUCCCUUCCCACUACCAUGGAAAUUGCUUUUGAAUAACAUCUACCUGGUAUUUCGCGUGGUGAUGGCACUUGCCAUGGGGAAGCAAGAACCCGACGAACCCCAAGACGGCAAAAAGGUGGAGGGUCGAAGCCCAUUCCCUCUGGCGAGUGCCUAUUCCAAGGAUUCCUUGAGUUUGACCCCAGCAUUCAAGGAACUGGACUUUCCACUUCAAGUUCCCGACAAUGUGGCCAGCUGCGGUCCAAUUCUUCGGCAGUGUCCGCCUCUUUCGACCUCUGACCCCGAGCUAGACGCCUGGCUGACGGAGCCGACGGUUCUCAUCAAUCUUGGAUCCCACGUUCGACCAUCCGAGUCCACUGCCGUUCAGAUGGCAACGGGAAUCCGAACCGUCAUCACCGAACGCCCCGAUAUAAAGGUUUUGUGGAAACUGAAAUAUGACUGGGAGAGUUCAGAGCAGUUCCAAAAGGUUUUGGGCCCACUAAUCACUAACGGAUCGGUGAAAGUGGUGUCUUGGAUUCAGGCCGACAUCAUGUCUGUUUUACAGACUGGGCGGAUUGCCACAUAUGUCCAUCACGGAGGAGCUAACUCCUACUUUGAAGCAUGCAAGGUCGGUGCUCCUCAAGUCGUGCUACCCCAAUGGCUGGACACUUAUGACUGUGCAACCCGAGUUGAAUGGCUUGGAAUCGGACUGAACGGCAGUCGGACUGCCGCCCCUGGCGUCGAGGCAGGCGAGUUUUCAAGGGCUUUGCUUCAGGUUUUGAGUGACGCAGGCAUUCGUGCUAAAUCGGCCGCAGUGAAAGAUCUUUGCGGGGGAUCUGAGGGACGGGUUCAGGCGCAUGACCGCAUUGUCCAGUUUUGUCUAAAUUAG
Penicillium canariense is the source of this 1410-nucleotide messenger RNA. RefSeq names its product glycosyltransferase. Lineage: Eukaryota; Fungi; Ascomycota; Eurotiomycetes; Eurotiales; Aspergillaceae. Bases 1 to 1410 code for a protein of 469 amino acids. The transcript is spliced from 3 exons. The record is from RefSeq and is a predicted model, not a curated record. Gene Ontology annotation, molecular function: UDP-glycosyltransferase activity.